AUGAACGGGGCUCCCAGCUCCCUGGAAACGCUGUGGGUCUACCACUUCUACAGCUCUACGGAGGUGAGGCGAUCCCCCCCCCCCUUUCUUUCUUCCCUGGAACUUGCGGUGGCCGCAGCUCAUGAGUAUUUGGAGUAGAGGUUCAGAGAACUGAAGCCCCUGGAGCCGCGGGAGCCAAAGAAACCUCCCGCCCCGAAACCCACCCUGGGGCUGGUGCUAAGAGAAGUCGCAGCCGGCGUCUGAAACUUCGGCCCACCUUGUCUGCACUUCUCAGCUCUGGGGCUGCAGCAGGAGGUGCGCCGACUAGACGGCAACCGGCAGCCCGGGCCCGGCCCAGCCCCAGACGUCGGGGAUCCGGGUGGAGGACUGGCUCUAGCCCAGGCCGUGGGGCAGGGGGCUCUGCAAGCCCGGGCUGCGGCGGGCGCCAGCGCCCGGCUCCUUCUCCAGGGUACGUGGCUAUGUCUGUGUGGACGUAAUCUGCAAGGGUCCGCCUCAUUUCUGCAGCAAUGCCGAUGCCAGCUGGGCCUCGAAGCCCCCGGGGAACCGAGAUACUCUAGAGACCUCAAGGUGGCGUCCAGCAACAAUGCUGAGGACGGAGAACUAGGGAAUCCUUCGCCAUCCUAG
This is a messenger RNA of Rhinolophus ferrumequinum (greater horseshoe bat), 624 nucleotides long. RefSeq names its product chromosome 21 C17orf107 homolog (gene C21H17orf107). Lineage: Eukaryota; Metazoa; Chordata; Mammalia; Chiroptera; Rhinolophidae. The record is from RefSeq and is a predicted model, not a curated record.